This is a messenger RNA of Prorocentrum cordatum, 853 nucleotides long. Lineage: Eukaryota; Dinophyceae; Prorocentrales; Prorocentraceae. The record is from the annotation of a GenBank genome assembly.
GAGUGGCUCUGGGGCGGGGGCGGCGCCGACGAGGCGGCGGCUGCGCACGGGCGGCCCGAGGCCAGCGCCCCCGAGGAGCUGCGGGCGGCGCCACCGCCGUGCGACGUUGCCUCCGCGCUCCGCGCGCUGGCCAGCCUGAGGACUGAUCCGAGUUGGUCUUGCGCAUGCGAGGAGGAGACCGUUGCAUUUUUCACGCGCGAUGACGCAGACGGUGCGGUUGAGGUGGCCGUUGAGGCCAAGUACGACGCCCCCGUUGCUUCUCUGUUAUCGCUGCCGCGAGAAUUCGACUUACUGCAGGGAUGGAAUGAUUUCGUGCAGCGCUCCGUCAUACUUCACGAGCCAUCGCUCUUAUCCCUCAGAGGAUACGCGGAACUGUGGAUGCCCCCACCGUUGUACCCACGAAGCUUUUUGUUCGAUGCAGAGGGGCACGACCUCAUUGAUGACGAUGGCUGCUUCUUAAUCCUGGUCAAGGACGCGGACCCGUCGACGCCAGGCAUUCCCGAGUCCGAUGCCGACUGCUACCGGGGGCGCAUUCUUCCCGGGACGUGCGUGAAGCUCACGCCUAUGCCGGGGGAGCGAGUCGUGGCCCACGUGCACGUCAGAGUCGACUUGCAGAUGCUCGGCGUGCCAGGCUCCAUGCUGCAGUGGCUGGUCUGGACCGUGGGCCCCUACGUCCACGGGGAGAUGCAGCGCCUCCUGCUGGGACUGCAGGAGGAGGACAACCAGUACCGGAAGCGCAUCGAGAGCAACAGGGCGCUGUACGGGCUCGUGGAGCGCCGCUCGGCCGAGCUCUGCGUCCGGGGCGGGGCCGCCGCCGAGGGCGCGGACCGCCCAGCGGAGGAAAAGGGCGGCG